Molecule: messenger RNA, 3264 nt
Organism: Zymoseptoria tritici IPO323
Lineage: Eukaryota; Fungi; Ascomycota; Dothideomycetes; Mycosphaerellales; Mycosphaerellaceae
Exons: 2
Coding region: 1-3264 (1087 amino acids)
Biological process (GO): nuclear division
Cellular component (GO): cytoplasm; nucleus
Molecular function (GO): mRNA binding
Source: RefSeq, a predicted model, not a curated record
AUGCACAAGAUCUCCAACUUCACCGGCUCCGUACGUCAUGGCUGGGAGAACAAGAUGACGCCCUCGAUGGGCUUCGGACGACAGCAGGAUGGACCGAUGAUACCGCCCAACAAGCGUGUCAUGCCCGGAGCCGCAUCGAUGAGCCCAAAUCCCGCCUUGCCUGGUCAUCCGGUCAAUCUGUCCUUCAACGUGCCCUUCCACUCGAAUCUCCCCGGUCCGGACAAGGAGGAUGUUUUGUACAGCAGUACGGGUGCUUAUCAGAAAUGGAUACAUCCCGAUGGAGCUGCGGAGGACACGCCAAAUCAUGCUCUGCCUAUACACACCCGGAACGUGGAGACUCUACGCAGCUUGUGUAAGCAGCUGAGUGAGGGCAGCGGAGAGCGAGUCAACGCUACGGUGACCUCGUCCAAGCCGAAGCCUGUGCCUGGUAUGCAGCGAGGUCCUCUCACGGCUUUGGUCACGAACGUGUGCAUCUCCGGUGAUGCCGAGAUUGUUCACAAGAUGCGUGCCAAGAUCUUGAAUGAGACUCCGAUCACUCUGCGCUGCGAGACUGUCGACAUCGACCGCGAAAUCGUCUUUCCGAAAGGCCAGGAGGGUGCACGAGCCGAUAUACUCAAUCAUAUGGACGACAUUGCCGAUCAGACCAAAGCUGACAUCUUCCUCCUCGAGUCCAAGGCAAAGAGAAAGGAUUCGGAUUCAGUCAGCUUCACUGGUGGCAUGGAGAAGAGCAUGGAUCACAGGCUACGUCUGCACGUAUACGGAGACAAUGAAAGCUCGGAAAAUGCAAAGACGCGACUCUUGAUCAUGAUUGAUCAGAUUCUGCAACGCCAGGUCGACACUAUCCGACUGGAGCUCUCUUUGCACAGCUUAGUCGCUGGACGUCACAGGAGGAACAUCAAGAUGAUCGAGUCUGCUACGGGGACGGCGAUCUACUUCCCGCCAAUGUUUCCUACGGUCUUUGGAUAUACUCCGCCAGGCUCCGUGCCACUUCGUGCACGCGACGAGAUCAUCAUCACCGGAGAUCACAUGGAUAAUAUCCUUCAGGCCAAGAAGAGACUCCACGACUUGGUUCUGAACUGCAAGACUUUCGUGAAGGAUGUACAAAUCACAACCAGCAAGGUGGACUACAUUCUGCUGGAGCGAUUGGACAAGAUCCGCAAGAUCAUCGAAGCUAACGGCUCAUACGUGCUGUUGCCUCCUCUUGGGAACCACAGCGGUGUACUUCGUGUACAGGCUACCGACAUUUUGAAUGUUGAACGUACCGUCCGCGAGAUUAUGGGCCUCGCCGGUCAGUUCUACAGUGCUUCGUGGUGGGUGACACACCCGGACCCGUCCCAGCGUCAGCCGACGCCUUCGGACAUCCGUGCCAUGCUUCCGGACAUCUGCAUCAACUCCGGAUCCGAGAUCACUUUCGAGAAGCUCAACUUCCACAUCAAUGGCAGCGAUGAUGCGGUCAAGGCGGCCAUGUCAAUCAUCAACACCCUGCCGUUCGUCAAGAAAGCUCAAUCGACUCUUCGUGUCAAGGUCGAGCUUGCCAACGAGCACAAGGAGUUUGUCAGCGGCAAGAAGAAUGGCAAGAUCAACAAGAUCAUGAGUCAAAGCAACGUUCAGAUCGUGUUUGACGGCUUCAACGAGUACAACUUCUAUAUCGACGUUCGUGGCGCACAAUACGAGGCGACGAAGAAUGGGCUGGACCUGGUGGAGUUGGAGAUGCCGGCCUCUAUCUCGUUCCAUGUCCCGGACCAGUACCACAAGCGCAUCAUCGGCAUCGGUGGACAGCACAUCCAGCGUAUCAUGAAGAAGUACUCCGUCUUCGUCAAGUUCUCCAACGCCAUGGAUCGCGGAGGCAUUGGCAAGGACGAUGAUGACAUCAAGGUCGACAAUGUUAUCUGCCGCACUCCGGCGCGCAAUGCUGACAAUCUCGAGCUGGUAAAGCAAGAGAUCAUGGACAUGGUCGAGAAGGUGGACGCUGAGUUCGUGUCUGAGCACAUCCCUGUUGAUCGUCUUUACCACCGCGAGUUGAUCUCACGCAUGCAAGAGAUUGAGGAGUUGGAGAAGAAGUGGAACUGCAAGAUCACUUUCCCAGGCACCGAGCAGGCAAGCGACAUCAUCACUGUGUCUGGUCCGGAAUACCAGGUACCCCAGGCUGUCGAUGAGUUCCUCGGCAUGGUGCCAGAGACUCACGACAUUGAAUUCCCUUCGAACGAGGAAUUACACACUUUCCUGAAGUCAAAUGAAUUCCGCCUGGACACUGCCCAGAAGCUCAAGGACCAAUACGUCGUCGAAGUGGCUGUCAAUGAGUCGAAGGUGCAGAAGGUUGAUGAUCAGGACGUGACCUUCGAGCGUCUGGUCCUCAGCUAUACCCGCAACAACGCUGGUGGCUUGAAGGACGCCAUCGACUUCCUGCUCUUGCCUCUCAUGUCUCGUGGUCUCGAUCAGACCACUGUCAAGGGCGCCAUCCCUCGGCCGAAGUCUGACUCCUUCGAAGACAACAUGCCGUUCUUCGAGUCCAAGCUUCUUCAGCGUGCCGAACCUCCUGUCACGACCGAAUCGCCAACUCGCACGACCUUUGGCGAUGACAGCACCAGUCGUUCCCUGUUCGACAAGCUCCGCAAGCCAGGCAGCAUGUCAUCCUUCACCUCGUUCAUGGAACGCCGUCGCAAGAACGGGUCGGCUUCUCCAGCUUCCCUCUUCAUGCACGCCUCGAACAAUGCUUCCAAGGCCUCACUCGUAAGCAUGGAGUCCCGCGACUCCGGCUAUCGCAAUCCAUGGAACGACUCCGGCAUCGACCUCGAGCAUGACCAACAGCCCGGCGGUCACGCCCACGCUAACAGCUGGGGCUCAUUCACCGGCGCCGGUGCCAGCUCCAGCAGCCGCCCCAACACCUCCUCCAACUCCCUUUCUGGGGCCUACGACCCCAAAUUCCCCUUUGGCGCCAACGGUAACGCGUCCACGAGUUCUCUUAACACCCCUAUGAUACCCGGUCUCGGCAUGGUCAACGGUAACCGGGGCGACACGGUGGCAGGCGCCAGCAACGGCGACGUGACACCCAAGUACGAAGCCCACAAAGACGGUUUCGGAAAGGCCUCCCUCACGCCCGCUGAAGGCUUGCAAGCGCCUAUCUCUCGCCCCAAGUCUGUUGGCAACGCCAAGGCUACCUCCGCUGCUGGAAACAGUGGCGCUGCUACUACAUCUACGACUUCUGCUGCGAGAUCAUCCGCUGCUACUACAGGAUACCCGGCCCCGAUUGGGCCUCCGCAUUGA